This is a messenger RNA of Myxocyprinus asiaticus (Chinese sucker), 2232 nucleotides long. RefSeq names its product protein phosphatase 1, catalytic subunit, alpha isozyme b (gene ppp1cab). The coding region runs from base 247 to 1245 and encodes 332 amino acids. Gene Ontology annotation, cellular component: cytoplasm; nucleus. Lineage: Eukaryota; Metazoa; Chordata; Actinopteri; Cypriniformes; Catostomidae. Gene Ontology annotation, molecular function: protein serine/threonine phosphatase activity. The transcript has 7 exons. The record is from RefSeq and is a predicted model, not a curated record.
GUAUGCCCCGCCCUUUUAGUGUUUCCUACAACGGUCGGCGCUCGCGGUGCGAGUUUACCUCACACAACGAACUGCUGAAGGACCAUUUGCGGCAAUAUAACCUUAAUAUAAACUCAGGAAUACUACCAGCAGUGUGAAAGUUUUGUACAUAGGAGAUUUUUUUAAGUAACUGUCGUGUGUUUGUGUUGGGCGGAUUCUCGUCUCGUUUCCUGGCUUUAAGCCGGCUAAUCUCCAGCGAGCGACAAAAUGGCUGAAUCGGACAAAUUAAACAUCGACUCGAUCAUUCAGCGCCUCUUGGAGGUGAAGGGCUCCAGGCCUGGGAAAAACGUUCAGUUAACGGAGAACGAAAUCCGAGGAUUGUGUCUGAAAUCUCGGGAAAUCUUCCUCAGUCAGCCGAUAUUGCUGGAGCUGGAGGCGCCACUCAAGAUCUGCGGCGAUGUUCAUGGUCAGUACUACGACUUACUCAGGCUCUUUGAGUAUGGAGGAUAUCCUCCAGAGAGUAACUACCUGUUCCUGGGAGAUUAUGUAGACAGAGGCAAACAGUCGCUGGAGACCAUCUGCUUGCUGCUCGCCUACAAGGUCAAAUAUCCAGAGAACUUCUUUCUUCUCAGAGGAAACCAUGAAUGUGCCUCCAUCAACCGGAUAUAUGGGUUUUAUGAUGAAUGUAAAAGGCGUUAUAACAUCAAGCUUUGGAAGACAUUCACAGACUGUUUCAACUGUUUACCAGUAGCUGCUAUUGUGGAUGAAAAGAUUUUUUGCUGUCAUGGAGGUCUUUCUCCAGACCUGCAGUCUAUGGAGCAGAUCCGUCGUGUGAUGAGGCCCACAGAUGUUCCUGAUCAGGGUUUGCUCUGUGAUCUGCUCUGGGCUGAUCCAGAUAAAGACGUCAUGGGCUGGGGAGAGAAUGAUCGUGGUGUCUCGUUCACCUUUGGCUCUGAUGUAGUGGCCAAAUUCCUCCACAAACAUGACAUGGACCUCAUAUGCAGGGCCCACCAGGUGGUGGAGGAUGGCUACGAGUUCUUCGCUAAGAGGCAGUUAGUCACACUUUUCUCAGCUCCAAACUACUGCGGGGAGUUUGACAACGCAGGUGCUAUGAUGAGCGUAGACGAAACCCUCAUGUGCUCAUUUCAGAUUCUGAAACCGGCUGAGAAGAAGAUGCUGUCCUACAGUGGUGCGGGUGGAUUUGGUUCCGGCAGACCCGUGACCCCACCACGAAAUGCAGCCAAGGGCGGCAAAGCCAAGAAAUAACAUCAACUACUGCAACACGCAUAUCCAUCCUGUCCUUCACUCUACCUCUCCUCUUCCUCCUCCUCCACCCCAAACACCAAAUCAGUGCAGGGCUUUUUUAGAGCUGUCUCCAUCCAGAUGAGAUUGCUGUAUGUGUGGAAGACUGAAAUGCCCUUGUGGAGUGUGUUGGUCUGUAUGUGAAACAUCUAAAAGUGUGUGUUGAUCGAAAAUGGUCUCAUUGUGGUGCGAGUUUGUGUGAGAAUGUAUUUUUUAUUUUUUUUUUUCCUAGUAAUUGCGCAUAUUUUGCUGCAUUUUUAGAGGUUCUGAUUGUUUUUCUUUCGAAUACAUCUUCAGCCAUAACUUGAUAACCCUUCUUGGGAUGUUUAUUGGACCCAAGUGACGCACUUCUCUUCAGAUGAAGCCUCAGGGUCCGGCUUUUUGUCCCGCUGUGGGGACAGGCUGCUCCAUUCCCUUUUAGCUCUAAAGCAAUCUGAACGGAGAUGAUAGUGUCCUUGAAUAGUGUAAAUCACUGCCACUCUCUUUAAUGUGAAACUUUGUCUGAGUGCGUGUUUGUUUACAGUUGUUACUGACGGCACCCUGCACAUUUUGGCAGAUACCACAUAUUUUGGCACAUCCUUUCCUUGAGCAAUCUCUGCCCACUCUUAGGUGAAUUAUACUGGCCUGUUUAAAUGCUCUGUUUGUUUUGGCCUUUUUUUUUUUUCUUUUUUUUUUGCUAGUACGAAUGUCAGUUUGUAGCUUUUUAUUUGUAGAUUAAAAUCAUGGGUGCAUGUGCGAUUUAGGAGUGUGAAUGUCUGUAAAGUGGGUGCCAUCGCUAUUACAGCUUGCGCAGAAAUCUAUUGCGUUCUUUUUCUUUCUUUCCUCACAGAUGUCUGAGUGAUUUUGGCCACUUUGCAAAUUGCAAACUCACUUUGUCCAGUUAAAGGACAUUUUGGAGAUUUUGUUUCUUUUUGUAGUCUUAUGAAUUCAGCCAAUAAAGUGAGAAUCUGG